UGCUUCUGAAAUUAAAUCAUUAUCAUUACUGAGGCACACUGGCGCCAAAGAAACGAUGACAGCGCUCCCAGCACACACAAUGAUUCUGUUAUCAUUAAUUUUGUUGGCAAGCAGCAGGGUGAAAGCCCGGAGCCUGUAAAUCAAUGACAUGUCGAACAGAUGCUCUGUACUCCAUCAUGACAGGUAAGAUGAUCGACUGCAGAUCUGUGGAGCCCAGCUGUCCAAGCAUCCAGUUGCAGAAUACACAAGAGAGGACGGGAAAGUGUAGUGUUAGUUUGUGUGCAAGAUCGUGCCAGGUUCUGGACACGUUUCACUCUUCUAGAUGCGAUCAAUGCACCCGUACUGAGUUUGUGUCAACUAACAGAUUGACCGAAUCUCUUCUGCUUGAACCUAGAACCUAACGUUGCGUUAGUUCCAUUAUGCAGAUGACUGGGGAAAGCGAGCGUCGACGAUCAUAUCCAUGAUUUUUACUGCUAGCAAUUGUACAAAGGUCGUUAUUUCUUAGAGCAUCAGUAGGGAUACUGUCGUCAUUGUAAAUAAUAAUUAUUUCUGAAGUCGGAGCGCCUCACAUGUACCGAUUUGUGGAGCUGAUUCGCGACAUUUAGAAAUAAUCCGAACAAUUCGGUGAGCGACUCAGCCCUGAUCGAAGGCACAAUGAGACUCUCGUCCACUACGCCGUUCUCUAUGUGGAUAGCAUUGUGGCUGGCGGCCUCCGUCAGUAGUGUGUCUGCAAGGAGUGUUUCUGCAGGUAACCACUCCAGCGCUGCAAAUGAAACAGGUGAUACUGAGUCGUGUAUGGCACGCGUUCUUCAUCUACUACCAUCUACCGCUCUUCGUCUCAGCAUCCAGGAUACAGAAACUGUGCUAAGUGGUCUACAUAACCCCAUUGAUCAGCUCAACUCUGCAAAUGCUGACACAGCAUCACUAUCUGCGUUCUUAGGUGGACAGCAGAAUGCUGAUUUGCUGGUACAGUGUCUCAGUGGUCAGCUUGAGCAAUGUCGAGAAAGUCCCCAGUGUGGCGAUGCGGGAAAGUGCAUCUUCACACGUUCUUUACAAGGAAAAGGCUCAUACGUUUGCAAAUGUGAUGAUGGUCAUACCGGAAAGUUUUGUCAAACAGUACCGCCAUCCUGCUCUGGUAAUCCAUGUCAGAACGGUGCAACAUGUCGACAGAGAGGAUCAUCGUUUCAUUGUCACUGUCCACCACUGUAUAUUGGAACACGUUGUGAAGAAAAGUGGUUGGAUGUAGCUAAGUUUAAACAGCAAUCCAACACAUUAAAUCAAAUCAGUGACGAUGUUUCACAACUGAAACAUGAACUACGUGCAGGAAGACGAGAUGAUAUCAAUCGUAUUGAUUCAUAUCUUCAACAACUGGGUGCGAAGAUUCUUACCAAUGUAAACUCCACUAUGAAUCAGAUGUCAUCUCAAGUUGCCGCCCUGAAUGAAAGGCUGAACGAAGUCCAGGAAAAUCAAGAAGUGUCAUUUCUCUGUCAGAGAACAGACUCUGGUCCGCCAGGUGUAUUCAAUGGCAGAACACCGACAACAAGAUUCACUGCAUACUGUGACCGAGAGACUGAUGGAGGUGGCUGGAUUGUGUUUCAGAGAAGACAAGAUGGCUCAGUGGACUUUUACCGUGACUGGAAUGCAUACAAACGAGGAUUCGGAUCAGCUUCUGGAGAGUUCUGGCUGGGUCUAGAUACACUACACUAUCUGACGUCACAAGCUGGUAGUACUUAUGAACUGCGUAUUGAUAUGGUGUUCAAGACAACUGGAGAGAAGCAUUAUGCCAAGUGGUCAACAUUCCGUGUUGAAGGUGAAGCUAACAAUUACAGACUACACGUUUCAGGAUUCUCAAGCCCUACAUUGCAAGACAGAAUGAAUUACCACAAUGGACAACAGUUCAGUACUCGAGACCGUGACCAUGACUCAUGGAGUGGUGACUGUUCCAAUGCAUACAAGGGUGGUUGGUGGUAUAACACCUGUCACGAAAUCAAUGUCAAUGGAUUGUAUGGACGUAGUGAUGGAGACGCAACUGGUGUAGUGUACCGUCAAAACGUGUUCAAAAGUUUGAAGUUCGUGGAAAUGAAACUAAGAAGGCGUGGAUAAAACCCAAUGCACUACUAGAUUCACUACACACACUCUGCUCAUUUGCAUUCAAAUGCAACAUUCUGCACUUUUAAACGUUUCCACUGGUCUCCUCUUUUCAUGAUGGCUUAUCUCUAUCCUUGGAAAUAUGUUGUACCUCUUUCCGCCCAUACAUUUCUUUUGCAGGAGAGUCAGCCUGCAACUCGAUUCUUAAUCUCCGGGUUCCAAAAAGCCAGUAUUGCUUAUGUUUAACAUAAUAAUUAUUAAUACGCACAUGCACAAAGGGAGUGUUUACCAUUUCAGGGCAUUGCGCGCAUCUUCAUAACCAGCUCCUCCGCCACCAUACAACACAUUGAUCUCCUAGGAGCGCUUUCGUUUUAUACUUCUUAUCAGCGAGCCAUCGUGGUUACAAGAAUACAAUCACACUUUCUAAUAUACUGUACUUUUCCUGUCUACUACAAUCACCCGCAUUCUCUCACUAACCACCUGCACAUUAACCAUCUAGCGCUAUACACUUUACCAGCUGUUUUCAGAAACACUGUAGAAUGACUCACGAGCAAAAGCUGAAGUUCAAUGGAGGGGUAGUCACACUAUCGAAAAUGUCUGUGACAUGCAUAGUAGGUCUCUUACGGUUUCUUGGUGUCUUUAUAUCUUUUAAUUUGAAUUAUUUGCGGCUCCUAUUUUUAUUACUUAAAAUACACAACGGUAAGAUGGAGCCUACACUAGAGAAAUUGAGUUGUUUAGCAACAGAUCUAAUGCGUUGCUAGAACUGCGAUGAGAGCAGGGACACAUAUGUGUAGCCUCUGCUGGUGGGGCUACCAUCAUCGUCAUGUGAACUAGGAAAAGAUUACGACGCAGUCAGAGUCUUUUCAGCGGUGCAUUUCAUCUCAUGCAUGUACACCACCAUUGUACCACUACUGAAUGGCUCGCAGUCCACUGUUCCAUGAAGUUAUAGCUCGUGCUAUUGUUUACGCUCCUUGCCUCGCUCCUCCUUAAAUUCAGGCUUCCAGUCUUGGAACACAUUAUCUUACAUAACGCGACCCUCGCAGUUGAAACAUAUUUUCAAACAUUUUCUCUACUGGCUACGUGCAAAGCUCUGCGGUACAAGGGCAUCGUACAUUCUGUGACCUAUCCCACCAGGGUUGCGCUGGCGCUUACACUCACACUCCCAUUUACACCUUAUUCUCGCACUUACAUCAUCUACACUUCCACUGCGUUGU
Molecule: messenger RNA, 3302 nt
Organism: Sycon ciliatum
Lineage: Eukaryota; Metazoa; Porifera; Calcarea; Leucosolenida; Sycettidae
Product: angiopoietin-related protein 7-like
Exons: 7
Coding region: 655-2103 (482 amino acids)
Molecular function (GO): calcium ion binding
Source: RefSeq, a predicted model, not a curated record